AGGCCUACUCAUAGCAUGAGGUGGAGAUGAAAUGAUUACGUGAAGAUGAUCUUGAUUAUUGUUACGCUGACACUUGUUUGUUACUCUCACAGCUCACAGUGGAUCAGAUACGAUGAUGAAGAUUGUCCAAAGUGCGUUGUGUAUACAACAGAAACGAAUUUUUCGUCUAUGAUAUCCUUUGAAUCAAAGGUUCUAAUUGGUGCAAGAAACAGCAUUUAUGAGAUUGAAUUCUCGGAAGAAAUAUCUACGAAGCAUGAAGACAGGUUUGAGCCAGUGGGGCUGGAAGAUUGUAUCAAGAGACUUGGACAACAAGUUGACGACUGUCAGAACUAUUAUAAAGUUAUCUUGCAGCUAAAUAAAGCUGACCUGUUCAUCUGUGGAACAAGCGCCUUCAGCCCUGUUUGUGGGGUCAGAACUAUAUCUGACCUAUCGUACAGUGCACAUAGUAAUGACGGUUUGGGAAUCUGCCCAGCAAAUCCUCGCUCUUCAACAACCUACCUGAAACUAAAAGAUGCACUAUUUGGAUUUGCGGGUACAGAACGAGCGAGUAGUUCUCAGUACGCUAUCUCUCUUGUUAACUUGGGAUAUGGAAGUUACGACGUCCUGUCCAAGACAAAGUCAGACAACCACUGGCUGAACAAGCCGGAGUUUAUCUACUCAUUUGAGUACGGAGAUCACGUUUACUUCGUACUGAAGGAAAUAGCGGUCGAGGUGAUGAGCAUUGAGCAGAUCUAUUCGAGAGUGGUAAGGAUAUGUAAGAGAGAUCACGGUGGAGGGGGUCCGUUUUUCAGCAACAACUUUGUGACGUAUCUUAAAGCACGUAUCUACUGUUCUUAUACUCGAGCUGGACAGUCACCAUACGACUUCAACGAAAUAGGCGGGGCUUAUUAUCUGAAUGGUUACCUAUACGGUCUAUUCUCCGGACCCACGAGUGUGAUCGAGACCGGCUCAGUUCUCUGCAGAUUUAGUAUGGAUGAUAUUACACGUGUAUUUGAGGGAAAGGCAAAGUACUUCGCUUUUGGUGGAUUCCGGGAUGAGGCAGAAGCUAAACCCUUUACUUGUUUGGAGGGUAGAACAGCGCAGGAUGCGAGCAAUAAUCAGCUUAUGUCUGGCGUCAUCACUUCGUCCGACCCAGUAUUUUACAGUGCGGUACAGAUGAGAAAGCUGGUGGUACAAAGCAUAGAGAUUGGUGAGGAAUCGAGUAUAAUUGCUAACACCGCAACCAACGGUGGAAAUCUUAUAAGAAUCGGCUUCAAGGAGAACUAUGGUGGUACAGUGAGACACAGGAUCCUCAGGAUGCAGCACAGUGGCCCGGUGGUGGAGCUCAGUGCUCCUGAAGACGACCCCACUCAAGUGUACCUCAUGUCUAAUGAUUGGGUCGGCUUCGCUCCCCUCAGAAUGGAGUGUGGACAUUACACUACCUGUCAGUCUUGUCAGUCUGCAUUCCCGUACUGUGGCUGGUGCAGCUCCGGCUCUGACCGGGAGCGGGUGUGUACCACAGUGGACCAGUGUGGGAGUGAGCGCACCUGGAGGUCCCCCUACGACAACUGUCCCCCACUAGCCCGGUUCAGAACACUGCCCCAGGACAGGACCGUCACUCUGACGGAGAGUAACGCAGUAGUUGAGGUGGAUCUGAUGUGUGAGAGUGAGGGGGCUGCUACUCCAUCCUGGAGCAGACUCAGCAGCCAGAUUGCGAGCUCAGCAAAGAUUGUGGAGGAUGGAACUAUACUGAGGCUCCGGGUCGACAGUUACAUGGAUGCAGGAACGUACAUCUGCAGUCUCAAGGGUGAAGCAGGAAAUGUUGACGUUGAAGCAGAUCUGACAGUUUUGGUGAGCCCCACCGUAACCAGAGUCGGUCCUAGAAAUGUAACUGUGCCCCGAGGUGAAGAUGUGACUCUGACAUGUUUGAGUGAUGGUCACCCCAAACCUACAGUAACCUGGAAGUUAAAGAACGGUAGUCCUCUUCCUGAGAGUGCAAGAAUCGACCAGAACUCAGGAGAGUUGAAACUGAUCCGGAUAGUUCCUGCAGAUGCUGGAAGAUAUUACUGCGAAGUCAGCAACAAUGUGGGUCUCCCAAAGAGUAGUCGUGAUAUCGAAGUCGCUAUUACAGAUUACAACCCCCAAGACCCAGACAGUGGCGCCACAAUUGAUGCAGCAAAGCCAUUCGACGUUAAGAAGAUUAUAAUUAUAGUGUGCUGCGCAUUGAUACUUAUCAUAGUAGUGGCAGCUAUCGUACACUUCGUACUCAAGAAGAGGAAAAGAACAAAGGAGGACGUCCCGGCCAUGUACCCUCUGACCUACCAAGAACAGAUCUAUGGCGAUAUGCCUAACACACCCAACACUGUCAUGACACCUCACUAUGUGGAGGAACAGAUGCAGUUUGAUUGGAACCAAGCCCAGCAUCUAAUGGGCCAGCAGAUGCUGACCCAGCAGUUGAUGGGGCAGAUUGGGCCGGCAAUGCCCUAUCUCAUGCCACAGAGGGACACAGUGGAGGAUGAACCUCCGCCUGCUUACCAGGCAGAAAUAGAACUUCACCAGCCACCAUCUCGGAGAAUGACUCAAUCAGACCAAUUCUUCACACCCGUACAGCGAGAUUCUCCAGGUUACUCGGCUGGUAACAGUAUGGAUAGUCACCCUGGGCACACACAGUCAGCCGAGCCAGGGUACUCUAUAGCCAGUAUAGAGCCAGCUCAUGGGGGACCUAGGGGUCCUACACCACCCCCUCGCACUGAUAUCAGACCUCCACCUACUUCAAGUAUGGAAGUAGAGGUAGAAACAGACAACAGAUCAAGUCCGGGGCCAGAUCCUCCUACUAACACAUCCUCACCUCCUCCGCAAUCAUCCGACCACACCCAACCUCCACCCUCCGACGCGGAGAGCAUUCACGAAUACGAGAGAAUAGGACUAUUGAGUAACGCUGUACAGAACGCAUCCCUAGCUAGUGAACAAGACAAUGGUAGUAGCCGGGGGAGUAGCUUGUUACAAACGUGACAGUGAGCAGUUCCCAACUUUCUAAACCCUCUAAUUACCCUCCUGGAGUAGGUUGUAGAGGGAGAAAAACUACUGAGAUUAGUCACGUACUUCCAGUAUCUGUCCAAUCCGUGUACAGAUCUUAAUAUCAUCUCGACUACUGAUGGCAAUUACCGGGAUAUAUAUCUGCCACUAUAACAGCUCCCUAAGAAUCAUACUCAAUCCAUACAUGUAUACCGACAAAAGGUAUGAUGCAAUUUAAAUGCGUCACGCGAACCAUUGAACAGCAAAUCUAGUGAUCAAUUGAAGAACUAAGUGGGUAAUACUGAGACUCUCACAGGUUAACUCGGGCUUGUCUGUAUUUGUUAUCUGACUUAUAAGUUCGGAUUCCGCCAUCUCAAGCCUCUCCAUGACAUAUUAUGAUCGUUAUAUUAAUAAUAUACAAAUAUAUUUGCAUCUGUCGCUAUUCUUACGUAUCAGCCGGACGAAUCUAUAAUCAUACUGUGGGUGGUGCGGCCAUUGGGCCAUGCAAUUACAAUAGUAUAAUAUGUACUUGUUUUGGGGAG
Messenger RNA from Bolinopsis microptera, 3536 nucleotides. RefSeq names its product semaphorin-4A-like. Gene Ontology annotation, biological process: neural crest cell migration; negative chemotaxis; axon guidance. The record is from RefSeq and is a predicted model, not a curated record. NCBI's taxonomy places the organism in Eukaryota, Metazoa, Ctenophora, Tentaculata, Lobata, Bolinopsidae. Gene Ontology annotation, molecular function: semaphorin receptor binding; chemorepellent activity. The transcript is spliced from 22 exons. The coding region runs from base 46 to 2991 and encodes 981 amino acids.